Messenger RNA from Vicia villosa (hairy vetch), 1155 nucleotides. Its product is annotated as F-box/LRR-repeat protein 4-like. The record is from RefSeq and is a predicted model, not a curated record. The coding region runs from base 1 to 1155 and encodes 384 amino acids. Lineage: Eukaryota; Viridiplantae; Streptophyta; Magnoliopsida; Fabales; Fabaceae. Gene Ontology annotation, cellular component: SCF ubiquitin ligase complex. The transcript has 2 exons. Gene Ontology annotation, biological process: SCF-dependent proteasomal ubiquitin-dependent protein catabolic process.
AUGACGAAGAAGAAGAAGAGUUCUUCUCGACCACUAUCGCCAUCUGCCCUUGCUAUGAAAAAGAAGAAGAAGAGAACUUGUGUCAAAUCUUCACAACAACAACAUUCACUUGAACGUGAAUUUUACUUACCAGAUGAAUGCUGGGAGCAUAUCUUCACAUUCCUCAUCAACCCCGUCCACCCGAUUGAAGACGCAAACUACGUUACUUCAUAUUACAUUGAUUCCUUCGUGAGUUUGAAGGGCUUGAAUUCUCUUAAGUUCUGGUAUUCGCGAAUAUCGGAUGAUUUGCUUUAUUCUAUUGCCAGAGAAGGUCUUCCUUUGAAGAAGUUUGUUCUUGAAAGUUGUACCGGUUAUAGUUACAGUGGAAUCUAUGGUUUAUUAUCCAAAUGUCAUGGGAUACAACAUUUGGGUCUCCAAGGUGUUGAUUUUUUAAAUAAUCAUCAUGUUUCUCAGUUGUCUUUGUUUCUUCCUGAUUUGGUAUCUAUAAACCUUAAUGAAUGUUCCAAACUCACGGAAUUAGCUUUGUUUGCAUUCAUUAAGAAUUGUCAUUCACUUGGUGAGAUAUCAAUGGAACGCAUAUAUACUAAGAUAAAGAAUGUAGAAAAUGCAUAUACUUUGAAAGAUUUUGAUGUCAAUCGUCAAUUGAAGUUUCUACGUUUUUCUGACAAUUCAUUUAUAAACAACGAAAUUAUCGUAUUGUUUGCUUCUAUUUUUCCCAAUUUGCAAAGACUUGAUUUGAGUUACUGCUAUGACAUAUCUGGAAAAAGUAUUUGUCAAGUUCUAAGUAAAUGUUGUAAGGUUAGACAUCUGCACUUGGCCGGUUGUAAAAAAGUGAGACGAAUUAAAAUGAACUUUGUAGCUCCCCAACUAGAGUUGUUGAACUUGUCUGGUACAAGUGUUGAUGACAAAACACUCUAUGAUAUUUCAAAGAGUUGUUGUGGGCUUUUGCAACUAUUAAUAAUAUGUUGUAAACAUGUCACAGAAAACGGAGUGAUGCGUGUGGUUGAAAAAUGCAAACAGUUGAAAGAGAUUUGUUUGGGAUGUUGUGAUAAAGUGAAUGCUGAUGCUCUUAUUUCAAUGCUUUCAUCAAAUCCUUCGUCAGAAAAAGUUAAAUGCUCCGGUAAAAUUCGGCUGAAGUUUUUAUUCUUAAACUAG